Messenger RNA from Ornithorhynchus anatinus (platypus), 4453 nucleotides. It is a transcript of the gene VPS26B, whose product is annotated as VPS26, retromer complex component B. The record is from RefSeq and is a predicted model, not a curated record. Gene Ontology annotation, cellular component: retromer complex; endosome. Lineage: Eukaryota; Metazoa; Chordata; Mammalia; Monotremata; Ornithorhynchidae. Gene Ontology annotation, biological process: retrograde transport, endosome to Golgi; intracellular protein transport. The transcript is spliced from 7 exons. Bases 179 to 1189 code for a protein of 336 amino acids.
GCGAGCCCGGCCGGAGCAGGGCCCGGCUGCGCUCCUCGCUUCCCAACGCGUCUCUCCCGGCCGCCCGUUUCGGCCGCGAUCGCCUCCAGGCAGCGCCAGGGGAGCCCGGGCUGGGAUUGCUGUGCCCCGCUCGCCCUUCUCCAGCCCUCGCCGUCCCCUCUCCCCUGCGGCCGGGGAGAUGAGCUUCUUCGGCUUCGGGCAGAGCGCCGAGGUGGAGAUCUUGCUGAGCGAUGCCGAGAGCAGAAAACGGGCCGAGCACAAGACGGAGGACGGGAAGAAGGAGAAGUAUUUUCUCUUCUACGAUGGGGAGACGGUCUCCGGGAAGGUGAGCCUCACCCUCAAGAAUCCCAACAAGCGGCUGGAGCACCAGGGCAUUAAGAUCGAGUUCAUCGGGCAGAUCGAGCUCUACUAUGACCGCGGGAACCACCACGAAUUUGUGUCUCUAGUGAAGGACUUGGCUCGCCCUGGAGAGUUCACCCAGUCCCAGACCUUUGACUUUGAGUUCACCCACGUGGAGAAACCCUACGAAUCAUACACGGGGCAGAAUGUGAAGCUGCGGUAUUUCCUCCGAGCCACCAUUAGCCGACGUCUCAAUGAUGUCGUCAAAGAGAUGGACAUCGUGGUGCAUACUCUCAGCACGUACCCGGAGCUCAACUCCUCAAUCAAGAUGGAGGUGGGCAUCGAGGACUGUCUGCACAUCGAGUUUGAGUACAACAAAUCCAAGUACCACUUAAAAGAUGUGAUCGUAGGCAAGAUCUACUUCCUGCUGGUCAGGAUCAAAAUCAAGCACAUGGAGAUUGAUAUCAUCAAGAGAGAGACUACAGGGACAGGCCCCAACGUAUACCACGAAAAUGACACCAUAGCCAAGUAUGAAAUCAUGGAUGGGGCACCUGUGAGAGGAGAAUCCAUCCCUAUCCGGCUCUUCCUAGCGGGCUACGAGCUGACCCCCACCAUGCGUGACAUUAACAAGAAGUUCUCAGUGCGGUAUUACCUCAACCUGGUGCUGAUUGAUGAGGAGGAGCGGCGCUACUUCAAACAGCAGGAAGUGGUGUUAUGGCGAAAGGGGGACAUCGUGCGGAAGAGCAUGUCCCACCAGGCGGCCAUUGCCUCUCAGCGCUUCGAGGGCACCUCCACCCAUGCAGAAGCCAGGACCCCCAGCCAGCCGGUGGAGAACAACGGCCGGCAGUGAGCUGCCCGCACAGCCGGGCUGCCAUGGGGUGCCCACCUUCCAGCUCCUCGGCUACGGCUGGGGGCAGGUGGACACUCGGCAGAGACUCUUCCGACGACCGAAAAGAAAUAUCCGUUUUUGACUUACAUCCCUUUCUCUGAAGGACCGGGAGCUUGACAGGGCGGACUAGCCAAGCGGUGGCAGUGACAGUGUCCAGACAGGCUUCCUCCCCGGGGGUGGCCCUGAGCAGCUGAUAUGCUUUCGGGGCCAAGGAGGGGUAGAGACCGGGGGAGGGAGAGCUGUGUCUUGACAGCCCCCGGGUUUCCCCCCUCCCCCCUCCUUUCGAGAAGUAGGAGGAGGAAGAGCAAAUGAGCAACCUGGUAGACCUUGGAGCAGGAGGCAGCGGUCUCCGUGAGGUGGGACGCCGAGCGGUAGCUCCCCAUGGUGUCUGGGGGGGCAGCGUUUCCCUGGUCCCUGAGAUGCCGAGGCUUUCGGGUCAGUGGAUCGUCCCAAAACACGCAGCCUGGCCCAUCAGUAGGAUCGUCCCAUUAUGGCCUCGGGUGUUUCAAGUCGCUGUGAGGAUGGGGGACUUCCCUGGGGCUCCAGAAAUAGGACAGAGCCAAGACAGCGGCCGGGUCCUGCGUGGUAGGAACGGACAGAGCUAGAUAGAACGUGGCCAGCCUGGUGCCUUCCCAGACCUCUGUCUGAGGUAGGGCAAUGGGUGGGGAGGGCUGGGUGGGCUUCAGACCUAUCCUUCCAGCCCGUUUGGACAUGAAGAAAGAAGUCUGGGCCUGUGGGCUCCACUGUGCUUCUCUGGACUCCAAUCUGACUUUGGAACCUUGGUGCCUCCAUGCUCUAACCUCUCUGCCCCAUCCUGUUCCUCUCCCCCCACCCUCCCCACCAUCACACUGCCCCUGGGGGAGCUGGAGGUUAAAUCUGAGCCGCUGUCCUUGUUGAUGUUUAGAAACCUGGGAGACAGGGAGAGGAGGCGGGUUCCAGGUGGCGGCCACACAACUACAGCUUCAGGUGGGGGAGAGCUGGAGAACUUUGUGUUUGGGGAGGCAGGAGGGGGAGGGUGGACGUUCGGGGAGGCCUUCUUCUAAAGGGUCAACUUUUACCUCUUCCCAGCGUGGGCUUCUGUUGCAGCCAAGUAUUUCUGGGGAUUCUGUUCCCCCAGAGGGUGGGGGCUGUCAUGGAGGGAUUUAUGGAUGGGCUUUCUGGAGUAGAGAAGUGGCCCCCCCACGCGCCACCACCCCAUCCCGUCUUCUAGCCUUGGAGCAACAGGACCACUUGAGCGUCUGUCCUGCGAGCCCUCCCAGCCUUUCUGUUCCCUUUGGAACAGAGCCUUGGCCUAGCUGCCUUCUAGCCAAGCCCCGGGGCACCCAGACUAAGGGCAGGACUGUCCCUUCAGUCGUCACAACUGUGCUAGCCACUCGAGUCAAUUCCGCUUGCCACAAGGUCUCUCUCUUCACUGGUAGUCUGGCCGGAGUAGGGCUAUUGUAUUCUUUUCUUUGUUGAAACUGCCCUCUAUUCCCACUGUGAGACAGCAGGGCCCUUUCUCUUGCAUUGUGUUCCGCCUUGCGUUAGCAUAAGGGCUGGCUGUCCAUCACCUCGAGGAGGUGGCUGAGAAGAGGACCCAGCUAUGUCAUCUCUAUCCUGGGUUGACUGGGAGCUGGCUCAUCGGCUGCCGCCUCUUGUGUGAACUGGGCCCCGGAUGGGGUGGGGAACUAAACCUCGGCUCUGGGUCUGUGCCCAUUAGCCACCCCCUCACGCUUGAUUGUGAGGAGCGACAGUGACUGCCCCCAGCCCCCAAUGCCCUCCAAGCUGCUGCCUGGCCCCGAGUGGCCCUGGACACUGAGGGCAGGGAAAUGCCUUGGGGAGGGUUCCCGUCCACCUGCUGGCAGCCAGUGAGGGCAGGGACGCUGUGGCUCCCUUGUCUACCACUGAGGCCCACCCACCUGUGAAUGCUGCAUUCGUGCCGACCAGAGCCACCCACUCCCAUGCUUGGCUGUGGACUGUGCAGGCCUGAAAUUCCAUCUUGGAUGUUGGAGGGAAGGGAAAAUUAGGUUGUCUAUCAAAGUGGGGCUCAUUUUCCCCAGAGCUGCUCCCAGCUUGAGGCCCGUGAUGAGAUGAUAAAUACAUCCAAGGAGGUGUCUCCUUUUGCAUAACCAAGGUUUGGGUACAGGGAUGGGGGGGUGGGGGUGGCACAGUAUGGGGCCCCACAAAGCGGAGGGUGGGGCAACCGUCCUUCCUUCCUGGCCAGUGGGCAACCCUGCCCCCUUUGGCGAUCUCUGAGUUCCAAGACUUACCUCUAUGGGGUUGUUUUCCAGCAGUGUAAUUAGGGGAAGCAAAGAUGGCAGUGGGGUCCCCCUUCUCCCCCCCAGAGACUAAGCUCUUUUCCCACUUGGCCCCUUCUCUUUCUCCUCGGGCUAGCUGCUGCGAGAGCAGCCUUAGUUGAGGAGUAUGUAGGUACUAAACCAAGCAGUGCAACUUGUAAUUAAGCAGCUGCAGUGUUUACAUGUUUCUUAAUUUGUUGUCUUUUCAACGGCUGUAUUUUAAAAACUCUGAUUAAAAGGGAGCCACCCUGACCGGCAGAGCCAUGCACUGGUUGGGCAGUGGUUGUGGGUUUUGUUCUGACCCAAGGGCUGUGGCUCCAUCCUUGGAUGGGGAUGAACAGCUGCCAUCUUUUGGCCCUGCUCUCACCUCCCUCUUCUCCACAUCCCUACCCCUGUGUAGCGUGAGACCAAAGUGGGUCGCUAAAAUGCCCAGUCCAACCAUUUUUUUCCCCCACCAGACGGGGCUAGAAAAGAGCCUGACUUCUGUGACCCUAGGCCCUGGCUAUCACUCUCUGAAGGACAUAUCUACAAACUAGCCCAGAGGGAAAUGAGGUGCUUGCCUGAGGCCCGAGCUGGAAAGUAUGUUCAAUCCACCCUUCACCAGGUUGAUCUUAACCCCACCCAAUUAACCAGGCUCAAGUCUUGAACCAGAUGGAGCUCAGACAGGGGGGAAAACUCCCACAUUCCAAUAUACCCUUAGGAUGGCCCUAGUUCAAGAAGCCCUAGCUACAGGCAAAGAUCCACACUCUCAACUCAACUUGUACCUGGACACUUUUAUUAAAAAGAUCAGACAUACACACAGCAAAGGAAAUAACCAGCAAGGCCCCUCACCUCUGGAGAGAUGGGCCAAGCAGUCUUGCUUUGAGCGAAAUGUUUCCAGCUGAAUCCUGUUAAGUUGGCUUCUUGUCCUCAAGGCUCACAAUAAACUCAAAUUCCUCUGCAGAAGAAA